Messenger RNA from Corvus hawaiiensis (hawaiian crow), 4163 nucleotides. RefSeq names its product potassium voltage-gated channel modifier subfamily S member 3 (gene KCNS3). Lineage: Eukaryota; Metazoa; Chordata; Aves; Passeriformes; Corvidae. The transcript has 2 exons. The record is from RefSeq and is a predicted model, not a curated record. Gene Ontology annotation, biological process: protein homooligomerization; potassium ion transmembrane transport. Gene Ontology annotation, cellular component: voltage-gated potassium channel complex; membrane. Bases 199 to 1680 code for a protein of 493 amino acids. Gene Ontology annotation, molecular function: protein binding; voltage-gated potassium channel activity.
AGCACCCCAAGAAAACCAGGCAGGAUCCUGUCAGUGCCAUUGCCUGGUUCUGUGUGGAGGACCAAAUCCUCAGAUGACAGAAACUGUCCUUGACCUGUUCCAGACAAUGGUUCUGCACCAGUUAAUGCCAGGGGAUCAUCUGCUUCAAGGUUCAAUGUAAUCUCAUUGGGCAACAGCAGUGGAACUCGUCUGUCCAAGAUGGUUUAUGGUGAAUUUUUCCGCAGACCUGGCAAAGACGCAGAGCUUAUAAAUUUGAAUGUGGGUGGCUUUAAGCAGUCAGUGGAUCAAAGCACCUUGCUCCGAUUUCCCCAUACCAGACUGGGAAAACUUCUCAAAUGCCAUUCAGAAGAGGCCAUUCUAGAACUUUGUGAUGAUUAUAGUGUGGCAGACAAGGAAUAUUACUUUGACAGGAAUCCUUCCUUGUUCCGAUAUGUUCUGAAUUUUUAUUAUACGGGCAAACUUCACGUUAUGGAAGAACUUUGUGUCUUUUCCUUCUGCCAGGAAAUAGAGUACUGGGGGAUAAAUGAGCUGUUUAUUGAUUCCUGCUGCAGCAAUCGGUACCAAGAACGGAAAGAGGAAGGUCCUGAUAAAGACUGGGAGCAGAAGAGCAAUGACAGUAUGGACUCCUCCAAUGAAGAGUCAUCCAUAUUUGAUAAAGAGCUAGAAAAGUUUGACAAUCUGUGUUUUGGUGAAAUAAGAAAGAAGAUCUGGGUUAGAAUGGAAAAUCCUGCAUACUGCUUGUCUGCCAAGUUAAUUGCCGUGUCAUCCCUGAGUGUUGUUCUGGCAUCAAUUGUGGCCAUGUGCAUUCACAGCAUGCCAGAAUUUCAAAGGCUGGAUGCCAAUGACAGGGAGAUUGGAGACCCUGUGCUGGAAGCUGUGGAGAUUACGUGCAUCAUCUGGUUUACUGCUGAGCUAGUGAUCAGGCUCUUCACCGCUCCAAGUCAAAAGAAGUUCUGGAAGAAACCACUGAACAUCAUUGAUUUUGUCUCUAUUAUCCCAUUUUAUGCCACACUGGCUGUGGACACGAAGGAAGAAGAAAGUGAAGAUAUUGAGAACAUGGGGAAAGUGGUUCAGAUCCUGCGGUUAAUGAGGAUAUUUCGCAUCCUGAAACUGGCCAGGCACUCUGUAGGGCUGCGGUCUUUGGGCGCCACGUUGAGACACAGCUAUCAAGAAGUUGGACUUCUGCUUUUGUUUUUGUCAGUUGGGAUUUCUAUUUUUUCGGUGCUUGUCUACUCAGUGGAGAAGGAUGAUGACUCGUCAGAACUGCAGAGCAUCCCUGUUUGCUGGUGGUGGGCAACCAUCAGCAUGACCACUGUUGGUUAUGGGGACACUUACCCAGUCACACUUGCUGGAAAGCUGCUUGGCACCCUCUGCAUUAUCUGUGGGAUACUGGUGGUAGCACUUCCAAUCACCAUUAUUUUCAAUAAGUUUUCUAAGUACUACCAAAAGCAAAAAGCCAUUGAUAGAGACCAGUGCAACAAUGAUCGCAAGGAGAAAAGCAAUGACCUCCCCUAUUUUAACAUUAGGGAUAUUUAUGCAAAAAAGAUGCACUCCUUCAUUUCUAGCCUUUCUUCAGUAGGAAUUGUAGUCAGCGACCAAGAUUCAACAGAUGCCUCCAGUAUCCAAGAUAUGGAGGAUGUUUAUAACACAGUAUCUUUAGAGAAUGGUACAGGAAAAUGAGUUGAAUCACGAUCACUUCUCUUUAUUUCUCUUCUGAUUCCCAGUAAAUGUGGACCUACAAACUUCAGUGAAUUCAUUAAGAGCAGUCGAUUCUCAGGGUACUUAACUCUCAGCCAUAUUUGGACAUUCUUUGCUCUGAGGAUGCCAUAAAAGCUUCAUUGUUUAUAUGAGGCUUUAAAAUAUGCCUCAUAUAGUGGUUUAGUUUUUAAACAACUGAUGUUAUGCAUUUUUGGGGAAAAAAGUUGGGAAAGCAGUUUUAAAUGUGAGAUAAGUUUGUUUUGUGGGUGUUGUUUGAUUUGUUUCUUGUUUUUUCCCCUGAAGCAUUCUGAUACCUUACACAGAAUUUGCUUUUAUAAUUUUCUGCUCUUCAGGUAGAGGUAUAUUACAAAUAUAUAAGAACUAUUGCACAAGUUAGUGAAGUUUUUACCUGCAAAUACAUUAGAUAAAAGAAGAAAUUGUGUACAUGUAAAACUGUGCUCACUAACACAUUUAUGUAAUUUUAGAGUUGGGAACCCAUUUCCUAAGCUGGGGCAGAGAAUAUCUUGGUACAUAUUGUUUCUACUCCAUGGAAGCAUAAUAUUUAAUAAUUUCUUUCCAAAAGCACAAUACAUUUUUAGUUUGUUAAAAAAAAUGAUUCCCAUCGUGCCUGUAUUUUUCCUAGGAUCCAGCCAUGGCCAAGCUCUGUCAGGUCCUAAAGGGUUUAAAUCAUAAAUCCCAGGAUGAAGUGUCUGGUGUAGGCAGGAUAUGAGCUUCUUGUACCAUUUAGCCACCUCUCCUGCCAUUGUGACCCUGACCAAUUCUGGUGCCUGGAGGGGAUCCUGUUGUGAUUAAGGCCACCCUGGUGGCUUCCCCAGAGACUUUGAUUUGUGGGCACUAAAGCAAACAUCUGUGGUGAUCUUCAGAAGUUAUUGCUCCCUACUGCCAGUGCUGCUCCUUGCUGGGAGUUGCUGCCUCAGUGGUAGGAGCAGUGUGAGCAGCACCUCAGCUGCUCUGGGUCUCUGUCCAGGGCUGUAGUGCCAAGCAGUGGAGUUGUCAGGACGAGCUCUUCUCUGCCAUAUGUUGCCCACCAGAGAUGUAGGGUGGGCACUGCAAGUGGGCACCUGUAUUGAAACUAUUACAGUUCAUUUUUCUAUAGCUCAUCUGCUGGUGGUGGCAGCUUUCCUGGUGUGUGCUAUGGGCUGGAGCAGUGCUCACUGCUUGGCAGAGUCCUGCAGUUCUGUGUUCCCCUCCUCUCCAGGGAUUUCUUAAGCAGCCAGCUAACUCUGCUGUGUUUCAAACAGAAUCUUCUAGGGCUAUUUAAAAGGAAAGCCAGUCCUUGAGCUUAGCAUAGAGCAGUGCUGGGGAAGCUCAAGGACCUUAUAUUGUUAAGUGGACCUUAUAGUCCAUAGUGUUUCUGAACACUCAUAUUCUUUCAUUUGUCUGGUGACUAAAUUAGAUGCUGGGCAACAGAGAAUUGAAGGCACUGUGAUGUCAAUAUUUUCCUUAAAGAGAGGUUUGACUAUUUUAUUUUUUUUAAUAUUAUUGGGUCAAAUACAGCAGCCUGUACUGAGUUUCUGUUCAAGAAGAUCAAACUCUGUAGGAACUGACUUCAAAACUGAGUAAGAUGCCAGAAGAUGGUAAUUGAUUUUAGCCACUGCAGAAGCUUGAUUUUUCAUGUGCCUGCCAGAUUUUCUACUGCAAAAUACAUUAAGUAAGUAGCUGAGGUGCACUUAAAUUUACUGAGGCACAGAGCUAUAACCUCUUUCUGAGAUGGAGAAACAAAAAGAACAGGAUCAACCUAUACAUUGUAAAGAUGUGUCCCUCAGGACUGCUAUGCAUCAAUAUAGUGAUGUGGGACUUAAAGAAAAUAUUUUGAGCUUUGGAGAAACCUCAAAAUUUGACUUAUUACUUGCUGACUGUUGUAAGGGUAUGUGAUGCUUCACAAUUAAAGAUAAUUCUUCCCAUAGUUAGUGUAGGAAUGCCAAAAGGGAAAGUAAGCCCAAAUGUUAUUUGUUCUUACUCAACAAUUAAUAUUAAAAAGAUGCAAUGACACAAAAUAUUAAAUAUGUAUGUGCAUAUGAAUCUAAUAGGAACCAGCAGAAUAACAGCAAAAAAGUUACUCUCUGUCCAAAGAAAACCUCUUGGUGGUCUCCAUAUAAAGAUAUAUUACAUUGCCACUGAAAAUCAAAAGCAAUGAAAAAUAUUAUAAUGCAACAAAACCUGCAAGGAAGUGUAUUAAAUAGUUGAAAAAGUGCUACUGAAAAAUUUCAUUUUGUGUAUGAGGCAUUACUCAAGGACCACAGAAUACACAACUUUGUGGAUUAAAUUUUACUGACUGGUAAUUUGUCAUAAAAUUGAUAAGCUUUUGAUCAAACUCAUGAAUCAGUCUUAAGGCUGUUACAUUGUUUAAGUUCCUCUGACUUUUUUAAUGCAUUGAUACAGCUUGCAGCAAAGUGAGAUAUAUGUUUUGGAACACAUCAGAAAGUAAAGUAUAUAUCCAUGUA